AUGGCUGCCCCGCAUAUCUAUCGCCCCAAGCCGCGUCGGCCUUUCGAGGCACAUACUCUUACCCUCCAAACUCCAAGUCCUUCUCUUACCCCUUCAUCCGAGUUAUUUGAAGCACCAAGCCGCACUCAUUCCGUUCUAGAUUUGACGUCCUCUACACUGGGAGGGAUAUAUGAAGCGACUGGUCAUGGUGACUUUGAACCCGAGACGCCGUCCACACCAUGGGGAACAGGCGCUGAAAGUCCUCAACGAGCACGCAGCCCUCCGGUCUAUCGAAGACAAUCUUUUGCCGACGCUCCUACCUCAAAGUCGGCUACUAUAUAUUCCCGGGUUUUCCGGUCUGUGCUAUUGUUUGGUUUAGGACUGUUGUACGGGUUACUUGUCAGGCAUCUACAUGAUGACCGACAUCUAGUACCACUUCAAGUUGAGACAAUUAUAAAACCCAGUCACGAUUGGAAAUAUCUUGUAUUUUGGGGCAUAGCUGGGGUAGGAUUAGGAAGUUUAUUACCACUGUUUGACAAAUUCUGGGAGGAAAGGGUGCAAUUACCCUUUGAAUCCUCUACUGGCACUGCAUCGGAAGAAACAAUCGAUGCCAGUAAUUCGCAGGGUAUCCUUGGAGGAGACUGGAUACUAGCAGUCAGAAGCGUGGGUGCUUUUAUGGGAAUUGCUUUUGCUAUUCGCAAACUACCUUGGGCAUCCGAUAUGCAAGCUUCCUUAACCCUCGCCCUUGUGAACCCAGUCUUGUGGUACCUGAUUGACCGCUCCAAACCUGGACUCGCAUUUUCAGCCGCCGUUGGAGCUACUGGAAGUGUACUUCUGCUAGCCUCGAACUCAGACUUGAUGCCCAGUCCGGCCGCUUCCAUGAAGAACAAUACUGCGUCUCAUCAACCAGUUGAUUACUCAGAGGCUGAAUCCGAGAAACUAGUUACAAGGGGUAACCUCGAGGCUGGAAUAUGGAUUGCUAGUGUUCUCUUUUGUAGCUGUGUUUGUUUUGGAAAUAUUGGACGAAGGCUAGCGCUCAACAGUGACAGAAGAAAAACCUCGUUUUUGAGUCAACAACCGAGAAGGAAGUCAAUGGGACAUGUGCAAGCUGCAAGACAAUUGCGAUAA
Messenger RNA from Botrytis byssoidea, 1107 nucleotides. RefSeq lists its product as uncharacterized. The transcript is spliced from 2 exons. Gene Ontology annotation, biological process: sterol biosynthetic process. The record is from RefSeq and is a predicted model, not a curated record. Lineage: Eukaryota; Fungi; Ascomycota; Leotiomycetes; Helotiales; Sclerotiniaceae. Bases 1 to 1107 code for a protein of 368 amino acids. Gene Ontology annotation, cellular component: endoplasmic reticulum.